This is a messenger RNA of Populus trichocarpa (black cottonwood), 2178 nucleotides long. Its product is annotated as 3-hydroxy-3-methylglutaryl-coenzyme A reductase 1. The transcript is spliced from 3 exons. The record is from RefSeq and is a predicted model, not a curated record. Bases 141 to 1925 code for a protein of 594 amino acids. Gene Ontology annotation, molecular function: hydroxymethylglutaryl-CoA reductase (NADPH) activity; protein binding. Gene Ontology annotation, biological process: isoprenoid biosynthetic process; sterol biosynthetic process; coenzyme A metabolic process. Gene Ontology annotation, cellular component: endoplasmic reticulum membrane; peroxisomal membrane. Lineage: Eukaryota; Viridiplantae; Streptophyta; Magnoliopsida; Malpighiales; Salicaceae.
CUCUACUGCAACUCCAUCAUCUCACCAUUCAUCCAAACACAACUCUAGCUUCCUUCCUCUGCUUCUGUGCUUCUCAUUUCCCCAUCCGCCGUUCGCUGCUUCCCUCCUCCAUUCACCUACAGUAACUCGCCGCCGCCACAAUGGAGGGGACUCGCCGGCGAUCGACCAAAUCCAUUCAUGAUCACAAAUUAGUUGAUCACGACGAAAGCAGUGCAGUGAUUGGCCCAAAAGCAUCCGAUGCAUUACCCCUUCCUUUAUAUAUAACCAAUGCUCUCUUCUUCACCGUAUUCUUUUCCGUUGUUUAUUUCUUGCUUACUCGCUGGCGUGAGAAGAUUCGCAAUUCCACUCCUCUUCAUCUUCUCACUCUCUCUGAAAUCGCUUCUAUUUUUGCCUUUAUUACAUCUUUCAUUUAUAUGCUUGGUUUCUUCGGCAUCGACUUCGUUCAGUCCCUUAUUCUCCGUCCUUCUCCUGAUGUCUGGGCUGCCCACGAUGACGAGGAAGAUGAAGAAGAUCUUCUCAAAGAAGAUGCCUGUAUAGUUCCCUGCGGACAGGCUCUUGAUUGCACUGCACCACCACCGCAAAAACUCACUGUGGACCCGAUUGUUGUUGUGCCUUCUCCUCCGCUCAAGCCCAAGGCGGUCGAUGAAGUCCCAUUUCCAACCACUUUAACUGAAGAAGAUGAAGAAAUUAUCAACUCCGUGGUGGCUGGAAAAACUCCAUCUUAUUCACUCGAGUCUAAAUUGGGGGAUUGCAAGCGUGCUGCGGCAAUAAGGCGUGAGGCUUUGCAGAGGAUUACUUCCAAGUCUUUGUCAGGGUUACCCCUGGAGGGUUUUGAUUACGAGUCGAUUUUGGGGCAGUGCUGUGAGAUGCCAGUUGGGUACGUGCAGAUUCCUGUAGGGAUUGCUGGGCCUUUGUUGCUUGAUGGGAAGGAGUACUCUGUUCCAAUGGCUACAACUGAAGGGUGCUUGGUGGCUAGUACGAAUAGGGGUUGUAAGGCAAUUCAUGUGUGUGGUGGUGCUACAAGUGUUUUGUUGAGGGAUGCCAUGACAAGAGCACCUGUUGUGAGGUUUGGAACUGCUAAAAGAGCUGCUCAAUUGAAGCUAUACUUGGAGGAUCCUGCUAAUUUUGAGGCUGUGUCCACGGCUUUUAACAAGUCUAGCAGAUUUGGCAGGCUUCAGAAUAUUAAGUGUGCUCUCGCUGGAAAGAAUCUUUACAUGAGAUUCUCCUGCAGCACUGGUGAUGCUAUGGGCAUGAACAUGGUUUCUAAAGGUGUUCAGAAUGUCUUGGACUUUGUCCAGAAUGAUUUCCCUGAUAUGGAUGUUCUUGGCAUCUCUGGAAACUACUGUUCUGAUAAGAAGCCUGCCGCUGUCAACUGGAUUGAAGGAAGAGGCAAGUCAGUGGUGUGUGAGGCAAUCAUCAAGGGUGAUGUGGUGAGGAAAGUCUUGAAGACUAACGUGAAUACCUUGGUGGAACUUAAUAUGCUCAAGAACCUUACUGGUUCUGCCAUGGCUGGAGCUCUCGGAGGCUUCAACGCUCAUGCCAGUAACAUUGUUUCUGCUAUCUAUAUUGCCACUGGCCAAGAUCCUGCACAGAACGUGGAGAGUUCUCACUGCAUUACUAUGAUGGAACCUCUUAACGGCGGAGAGGAUCUUCAUGUCUCAGUCACUAUGCCUUCCAUUGAGGUUGGUACUGUUGGAGGAGGUACCCAGCUUGCAUCUCAAUCAGCAUGCUUGAACCUGCUCGGAGUGAAGGGUGCUUGCAAAGAGACACCUGGAGCCAACGCAAGGCUGCUAGCCAGCAUUGUAGCUGGUUCUGUUCUUGCUGGAGAGCUUUCCCUCAUGUCCGCUAUUGCAGCUGGACAACUUGUCCAAAGCCACAUGCAAUAUAACCGGGCAAACAAGGAUGUUGCCAAGGUUUCUUCAUAAAAUACGUGGAUGUAUAUAUCGAGGGCUGAAGGCAAGGAAGCCUCGGACGUGUAGAGAUCCAUAAGACGAGUCAUAUCAAUGAGGCACUUCAGAAGACACGGAGAGAAAGAGAGGGGAAUAGGAGAUUCAAAGGAAGAAAAUAAAUGGAGAUUAGAAUAGCUAGGCAAUGUUAAUGUGUAUUCUCCAUGACAGCCAUGUAAGAAAUAUUCAGCAAAUUGUGUAAAAUUAUCAAAACAUUUGUUUUUUCUUCAAA